Molecule: messenger RNA, 1020 nt
Organism: Vigna unguiculata (cowpea)
Lineage: Eukaryota; Viridiplantae; Streptophyta; Magnoliopsida; Fabales; Fabaceae
Product: agamous-like MADS-box protein AGL29
Biological process (GO): regulation of transcription by RNA polymerase II
Molecular function (GO): protein dimerization activity; DNA-binding transcription factor activity, RNA polymerase II-specific; RNA polymerase II cis-regulatory region sequence-specific DNA binding
Source: RefSeq, a predicted model, not a curated record
GUAACAUUGCGUGAGAAGCAAUGCAGAAGGACAGCAAUGAUGAUGAAUCCCUGUCACUGUACUGGGGUACUUGAAAUUCAAUUAUAGGAAACAGGUGGUAACAGUCCGUACAAAAAGAAAUAUAAAUUUAAGAAUACAAAAUUAGAAAAAAAAAAUGAAAAAGGAGGAAAAAGAAAGUCUCCAUCAUGGAAGAGCUUUAAAAUUGAGUUUGAAACAAUUUAGGAGUAGGAGGUAUCUGGUUUAGGAUUGAUUCUUGUGUGUUUGGGUGAACACGUGGGCGUGUGUGGAAUUGAAGGCACCACCAUGGUUGUUACAUCCACACCCUUCUUCUUCUUCUUCUUCCACGAGUCUUGGGUUGGGCUAGCUGGGAAACACCCCAAGACAAGGACCUCCUCCAAGUAAUUAGCAGAGCGAAGAAACAAUGGGUCGUCGUAAAAUUGAAAUUGCAGCAGUGAAGGACCCUAAUACGAGACAAGUCACAUUUUCAAAGCGUCGAACAGGUUUAUUCAAAAAGGCGAAUGAACUAUCUAUACUGUGUGGUGCAGAAAUUGCAAUUGUCGUCUUCUCUAUUGGAAACAGACCUUACUCUUUUGGGCACCCAGGUGUUGAUGCUGUCGCAGCAAAAUUUCUUCGACAUGAAACCAAAUCAAACGAUGUCAAACAAAACAACGUAGAAGUUGGUGACAUUAGUAGGUUGAAUCAACAACUGUUAGAUAUUGAAGCCCAAAUACUUGUGGAAGAAAAGAAGGGUUUGGAGCAUGAUCAGAUACUAAAACAGCACCAACUGUCACAACCCUCCCAAUUUAAGCAAUUACAAGAUUCGUAUUUAGAAUUGCAACGUAGGGUGAAAGAUUAUACUGAUGCGAUUGAGGUAUCAGAAUGUUUGAUUCUACUUGCACAACAACCCGUGGUCGAAAUAACGAAACAGGUGAAAAAAAGACGAAAGAAUUGAUGUUAUGUAUAGCAUGUAAUUUUGUAGUUAAAUUUUAAUUGAGUGUGAUUUUGUGGAUUGAAUUUAGA